This is a messenger RNA of Hymenoscyphus albidus, 2124 nucleotides long. The record is from the annotation of a GenBank genome assembly. Lineage: Eukaryota; Fungi; Ascomycota; Leotiomycetes; Helotiales; Helotiaceae.
GUCUGGACACCUCACCACAAACAGCUCACCAUCCAUCCACCCACAACGAACGACGAGAGGCGAUCCAUCCAUAUUCUGGGUCUUCUGUAUUCGAACCCACAGAAUAUCUCCCUCAGCAUUCUACAUCAGAAUGGCUCCUUUGAUUCCUUCGGCGAAAUCGACGCUCUCGUAUCCUCUCUACGCAUGCGAUUUUGAUCCUCUGGACAGUACGCGCCUGGUGGUUGGUGGUGGUGGAGGCGCGGGAAGAAGUGGUGUUGGAAACAAGAUUGUGAGUGGGAAUGCGACUGCGAAUGCGACACUUGCGCCCAUAUCUGCUAACAGAAUCGUGGGCAGACACUUCUAGAUACCACAAACCCGGGCGCAAUCGACGAGAGCGGCGAAAUCGAGCUGAGCAAACAAGAAGACAACGUCACUUCGUUAGCGAUUGGUCAACGUCAGGGCAGGGGCACGACGGUUCUAGCUGGUAUAAAUUCGAGCCCGAAGGAGGUGGCAGAAGGGACAAAUCUACAUUUCCGCGUCUUUACCAUUGAACCUACGGCGAAGGGGAAAGGCAAGACGAGAGGGAAGGGAAGAGAUACGGAGAAACCAGAAAGAUCUCUCCCGAACAAAAUCACCGAGAAAUCAAGAUCGUCUCUAUUCAAGGUGGUAGACCCCGAUUGCUACCAGAGACUUUUAAGAUUGUCAAAACCACAGCCAGGCCAGCCACAAUUGGGCGCUGUCGCAACUGGUUUGACCAAAGAUACGGAAAUCGUCCUCUUUGACACCUCAACAACGAAUCCACCAAAAUCGAGAGGAGGCAUUCGCGGAGGAAGAGAGGCAGCAGACAUCGAUUUCAUACAAACCGGGGGCAAUGAGUAUUUACUGGCAUACUGCGACAUACACGACGUUUUUGUGAAGAAGAUAUCUGCAGACACAGACGAUGAAGAACCAAAAUCUGUAUAUGAGACACCCGCUUCCAGAUCUAUCGAGAAGGUUACGGUACCUCAGUUCCGAUCAUUGAGAUGGUUAACAAAGGAAUUCAUUCUUAUGCUCACCAACAUCGCCAGCAAUGGGGGGGCGGUUCUCCAAAUUCUGCGCCUCUCUCCGAGUGGAAAAGGCCAGUGUCGCAUAGCACGCUCUCUCCGCUUACCCAGUAGGAUAUCCAAGGCAUCGGGUUUAGCAGUUGCAAAUUUGACGCCUCCUCUAUCACCUUCCGAUCCUCAAGACUACGCACAAUUUAUAAUCGCGGUAGCUGCUCAGGACAACUCGAUAUCUCUUUUCAAGACCGAUUUGUCGGUAGAGAUGGGAGUCUCCAUGAUCUCACAAAUGAAGUCUUUCCGAACUUUUAAGGAUGAUCACCCACAUCAAAUUACAGGGCUUACAUUUUCCAACUUUGUACCGCCAGAGCAUCCAAUCACGGCAAAAACACCACCUCAACAUCUUAAACUUGCGAGCGUCGGUGUCAGCGGAACUGUAGUUGUCCAUACUCUCCCGCUCUUCCCAGUGCCUCUUUCCAUGAAGCGAGGCCAAUCCAAAACACCUCGCUAUGUUGUAGCUCUUCCUUCGAGUGCGGCAGCAAUGGGAAUCAGCCUUAUUUUAGUUACGCUUGGGAUUCUUUUGGGUGCAGUGUUUGUCCAAGGAGUUCUGGAGAUUCGUGGAGGCAUCAGCAACUCUAUCAACGCACGAGAUUAUGUUCCCCUCCGGCUUCCGGAAAUAAUUGGAAGACCUUUUGCAUUUCCAGAGAGAUAUAACGCAGUCCCAAGCUCUACUAUAUCCCCAAACCCCGGGAAGAUCGCCCACAAGCCGGACAUGCCUACGGAGCCAUCCGAUUCUCCUCUUCCAGGGAGCAACACGCUUUUACUGGAGCUUCUUUCAAGUCUCAAAAGUGAAGCUGACCCGACUGGUUCGCCCAAGUAUUUCAUUCAAGACCACCCGGCGAGCCCGGAGGGCUUCAAAGCCCAUAUCCACGAUGAAGAAUUGCACAGUGGUAGUUCGUGGGAGGACAUGACGCUCGAACAAAAAGAAAAGUGGUUGGCGAAGCUUAAAGAAGCCGGUUACUGGGCCGAGGAUAUGGGAGAAACGAUCCUGAAGGGAGUCGUAUUUGGCACUCUUGGUGGCAUGGUCGGCCAGGCCGUUGGCGGGUAG